Vitis riparia (riverbank grape) is the source of this 4421-nucleotide messenger RNA. RefSeq names its product putative disease resistance protein RGA3. NCBI's taxonomy places the organism in Eukaryota, Viridiplantae, Streptophyta, Magnoliopsida, Vitales, Vitaceae. Gene Ontology annotation, biological process: defense response to other organism. The record is from RefSeq and is a predicted model, not a curated record. The transcript is spliced from 2 exons. Bases 64 to 2784 code for a protein of 906 amino acids. Gene Ontology annotation, molecular function: protein binding; ADP binding.
AUCGUAUCUCUUCAUCUCACUCGCCUUUAUUCAUUCAUCAAUCCCACCUUCUUCACCCUCCCCAUGGCUGAUGCCCUCGUUUCUAUUGUGCUGGAACGCUUAACUUCGGUUGUUGAACAGCAGAUUCAUGAACAAGUUUCUCUGGUUCCGGGUGUUGAAUCAGAAAUUCAAAGUCUCAAAAGCACACUCCGCUCCGUCCGAGAUGUUCUUGAAGAUGCCGAGAGGAGAAAAGUGAAGGAAAAAUCUGUCCAAGGUUGGUUGGAGAGGCUCAAAGACAUGGCCUACGAAAUGAUGGACGUGCUGGAUGAGUGGAGCAUUGCUAUUUUUCAAUUCCAGAUGGAGGGAGUUGAAAAUGCUUCCACGUCUAAGACGAAGGUAAGCUUCUGUAUGCCCUCCCCUUUCAUCCGUUUCAAGCAAGUUGCAAGUGAACGGACCGAUUUUAAUUUUGUCUCUAGUAGGAGUGAGGAGCGACCACAGCGACUUAUAACUACCUCUGCAAUUGAUAUUUCAGAGGUGUACGGUCGGGAUAUGGAUGAAAAAAUCAUAUUAGACCAUUUGUUGGGUAAGAUGCGUCAAGAGAAAUCUGGCCUCUACAUCGUCUCCAUAUUUGGGACGGGAGGCAUGGGCAAAACAACUCUUGCUCGACUAGCCUACAACCACCGACAGGUGAAGGCCCAUUUUGAUGAAAGAAUAUGGGUCUGUGUCUCUGAUCCUUUUGAGCCAGCCAGAAUUUUUAGGGAUAUUGUUGAAAUCAUCCAGAAAGCGUCUCCUAAUCUCCAUAAUUUGGAAGCUUUACAACAAAAAGUUCAAACGUGUGUCUCUGGAAAGAAGUUCCUUCUUGUGCUAGAUGAUGUGUGGACUGAAGACAAUCAAUUGUGGGAACAACUGAAGAACACCCUCCACUGCGGAGCAGCAGGGAGUAGAAUUCUGGCGACCACACGCAAAGAGAGUGUUGUUAAGAUGAUGAGAACUACGUACAAGCAUCCCUUGGGGGAGCUGUCUUUGGAGCAAUCUCGGGCAUUAUUCCAUCAAAUAGCUUUCUCUGAAAGGAGUAAUUGGGAGAAAGAGGAAGAAUUAAAAGAAAUUGGUGAGAAAAUAGCAGACAAAUGCAAGGGCUUGCCCCUCGCUAUAAAAACUUUAGGGAACCUCUUGCGCAUAAAAAAUAGCGAGGAAGAAUGGAAGUACGUAUUGAAUAGUGAAGUAUGGCAGCUAGAUGAGUUUGAGAGAGAUAUUUCCCCUGCUUUGUUGUUGAGUUAUUAUGAUCUGCCCCCUGCAAUUCAACGCUGCUUCUCAUUUUGUGCUGUUUUUCCAAAAGACUCGGUUAUUGAGAGAGAUGAGCUGAUCAAGUUGUGGAUGGCACAAAGCUAUCUCAAAUCUGAUGGGAGUAAAGAGAUGGAGAUGGUUGGGAGAACGUACUUUGAAUAUUUAGCUGCUCGGUCUUUCUUCCAAGAUUUUGAAAAAGAUACUGAUGGUAAUAUAAUACGUUGUAAGAUGCAUGAUAUAGUGCAUGAUUUUGCUCAAUUUUUGACUCAAAAUGAAUGCUUUAUUGUGGAGGUUGACAACCAACAAAUGGAGAGCAUAGAUUUAUCCUUCAAAAAGAUUCGUCAUAUCACCUUAGUUGUCCGAGAGAGUAUCCCUAAUUUCGUCUCCACUUAUAACAUGAAGAAUCUACACACCCUCUUGGCUAAGGAAGCAUUCAAGUCAAGUGUUCUUGUAGCCUUACCUAAUUUGUUAAGGCAUUUGACAUGUCUCAGGGCAUUGGAUUUGAGCAGCAAUCAGUUGAUUGAGGAACUUCCUAAGGAGGUAGGAAAAUUGAUACAUUUAAGAUUCCUUAAUCUAUCAUUUUGUAGAAAAUUGAAGAAGUUGCCUGAAACAAUUUAUGAUUUAUAUAAUUUGCAAACCUUAAAUAUUCAAGGAUGUUCCAGUCUUCCGAAACUACCACAGGCAAUGGGUAAACUAAUUAAUUUGAGGCAUCUUGAAAAUUCUUUUCUUAAUAAUAAGGGCUUGCCAAAAGGAAUUGGAAGAUUAAGCUCUCUUCAGACAUUGAAUGUUUUCAUUGUGAGUAGUCAUGGCAAUGAUGAAGGCCAAAUAGGAGACCUGAGAAACUUGAACAACCUAAGAGGAGAUCUUUCCAUUCAAGGGUUGGAUGAAGUGAAAGAUGCAGGGGAGGCAGAAAAAGCAGAAUUGAAGAAUAAGGUACACCUCCAAGAUUUGACAUUGGGAUUUUGUAGAGAGGAGGGGACCAAGGGUGUGGCUGAAGCUCUACAACCCCAUCCAAACUUGAAAGCUCUACAUAUAUAUUAUUAUGGUGACAGAGAGUGGCCCAAUUGGAUGAUGGGUUCAUCAUUAGCUCAACUGAAAAUACUUCACCUCAAGUUUUGCGAAAGAUGUCCAUGUUUGCCUCCUUUGGGGCAACUGCGUGUCCUCGAGGAGCUGGGGAUAUGGAAAAUGUACGGUGUGAAAUACAUAGGUAGUGAGUUUUUGGGAUCAUCAUCAACAGUAUUCCCAAAGCUGAAGGAAUUGGCUAUUUCUGGUUUGGAUGAAUUGAAGCAAUGGGAAAUAAAAGAAAAAGAAGAGAGGUCAAUAAUGCCAUGUCUCAAUCACUUGAUUAUGAGAGGCUGCCCAAAGCUGGAGGGACUGCCGGAUCACGUGCUCCAGAGGACAACAUUGCAGAUAUUGAACAUCAGAUCUUCUCCUAUUCUGGAACGACGCUAUCGAAAGGAUAUCGGAGAGGAUCGACACAAAAUAUCUCAUAUCCCGCAAGUCAAAUGUAGAUGCGACUGAAUGGUCAUCUCACUUCACCUCAUGUCGCUCUUGUUACAGGCUUCUCCAUUGAAGAGUAAGAGACGUUGAGGAAGACAACGGUUGGCGACAAACGGCGGCGGAUUGGGCGAUGCCGAAUUAUUCAUGGCAGUGAAAGGCGGAUUCUCCAAUGAUUAGUGCCGAGAACAGCUUCCGGGAUGGUGGUGAUGAGGCAGUAACCAGCCAUGGCGGUGGGUUUGGUUGUGGCGGGAGAUUUCUUCACCCAAAGGUCAGUGUUGAUCUAUUCAAAAUCAUAACAAGAAAACCCUAAAAGAAGAUCAAAGCCGGAGCCAGUGUUGGAUUACUACAUAGCACAGGGACAAAAUUAAGAAAAUAGAGAAAAAGGUCUUCAAUGAUUAAGAGUAUGGAUUAACCAAGAAAGCAUUGUCAAUUUCAACUAUUUUUAGGGGAAAUAGAAGAAUAUAUGAUGCCAAAUAAUUAACAGAAAAUAAAUAAAUCAGUAAUUACCGAAAUGUGUGGACUAUUCAGAGGUAUUUUUUUAGGGCAAGACAAUCGUAGAUGCACAAAGUCUACAGCUGCGUCAUCCGGAGCAAGCAGUCCGGCAGGGCCUCUAGCUUGGGGCAUUUCUCCACUGUCAAUGAACGGAGACAUGGCAUUAUUGCAACAUGGUAUUCUUCUUUUACUUUCCACUUUUUCCAUGCCUCCAUAAAAGCAAACGUCAGUUUCUUCAACUUUGGGAAUGCAAUUGUUGUGUUAUUGUUAUUGUUCCCAAAAAUUCAUGACCCACAUACUUGAAGGAAACCAUUCCCCAAAUGUCAAGCCCCUCCAACUGAGGUAGUUUUCCCAAGGAAGGCAAAUGGGUGCACUUUAUACUACCCUUCCAGCUUAAGUGUUGUCAAUUGGGUUAGCAAUGUGGUCAACCAAUUGGGGAAUUUGAUGUCAUUGUAAUGGUAUAUGCCUAAAGAUUUCAGGUCUUGAUGGGGUUGUAGGGCUUUAGCCACGAUCUUCAUCCCCUCUGCUGCUUCUUCCUUAUCUGUAUAGAAAUUCAAAUAUGGAGAUGCUUCUUUUUCUUUAAGUCUGCUUUCUCUGCCACCCUUGCAUCCCUGGCAUUACCCAAUCCACUUAUUGCAAGAUGCCCACAAAGAUUGUUCAAGUCUUGCAGGUCUCCCACUUUGAGUGAAUUAUCAUCACCGUCAUCACCCAAAACAGCAAUCUCUGCCAAUGUUCGAAGUGAACUUAAUCUGCCAAUUCCUUUGGGAAACACCCUUUAAAGAGUGCCGUCUGUUUCAAGAUGUCUCAAGUUUAUCAGUUUUCCCAUCCCCUGAGGUAGAUUCUCAAGACGCCAACACCGACUAAGUGUCAAGGUUUGCAAAUUACAUAAUUUGCACAUAGCUUCUGGCAAUUCUUUCAACCAAGCAUUAUUCGACAAGUUAAGAUACCUGAGAUGUAUCAGCUGUGCUAUCUCCCUGGGAAGUUCUUCAAUUGAGUUGUUGGCCAAUUCUAAUGUUCUAAGAGAUUGCAAACAUUGGAAUAUAUUAGGUAGCCCUUUAUGAAUAUGUAAGUUGCCUCGAGACAUAACUAAGAUAGUCUGUAGAUUCUCUAUAUUGAAAAUAGAGACAGGAAAGGGGCUGCUAUAUGAAAAUACUAUACUUGAAUGA